ACUAUGCCCAGAACAAAUUUACAACGCAGAUGAAUCCGGGUUAUAUUGGAAGCUCCUUCCGGGAAAAUCAUACGUUUCUAGAAUGGAAAAGCAGGCACCGGGAAACAAAUCUGAAAAACAGCGCAUCACAUUUCUGGCGUGUGCGCAUGCUACUGGGAAACACAAGGUUAAAAUGCCUGUCAUUGGAAAAGCCAAAAAUCCGCGUGCAUUUAGGCAUUUUAGCUGCCCAGUGGAGUACCGAAGCUCAAAAUCAGCCUGGAUGACAUCAACUCUGUUCCAAAAUUGGUUUCACUUUUCGUUUGUACCACAGGUGAAAACUUAUUUAAAAAAUAUAGGACUACCUGAUAAGGCGUUACUUUUGCUUCACAAUGCACCUUCGCAUCCAAACGAGGACACGUUAAGAUCCGAAGAUGGUUUAAUUCGGGUGAUGUUUAUGCCGCCGAAUGUAACUCCUUUGAUUCAACCAAUGGAUCAAAACGCAAUAAGAAUAACGAAGCUACAUUACCGAAAUUCUCUCUUGGCAGCUAUUUUCUCCGAUGAUUGCGAUUUGAUCCAAUCAUUAAAAAAAAUUAGCUUGAGAGAUGCUGUUACAUUUUUGGAUAGAGCUUGGAAUAAAUUGAGUCAGGAGACGUUGGCGAAAUGCUGGACUAAUAUUUUAAACUUUGCAAACCUGAAAGACGAUGACGACGAUGACAUUCCACUUAGUGUCUUGAAAAACCAAAUGGAAGCUGAAGCUAAAAGUAUGGAAAAAGAAGCUGCCGAAAUUCUCGAACACUUAAAUCCUGAGGCUACUUUCACAGAAGAAGAAAUAAGAGACUGGAAUAACGACGACUUGAUUGAAGAGGAUCAUAUUGAAGCUAUAGAAGAAAGCGAUUCCGAAGGUGAAGUUGAAGCUACAGGUGGAAAUGAACAAGAACACAUAAGUUCAUCCGAAGCCGUAACAAUUUUCAACAAAGCUAUAGCAUGGGCAACUGCUGAAAAAAUUAGCCCGAGAAAAGUUAAUGUGCUACAAUCACUGCGCGAAAAGGCUGUAUUGAAUGCGGUAGAAAAUAAGAAACAUCAAACCAAGAUCACUGCUUUUUUUCUAAUAAUUUGUAAGCAACAUUCAUAUUUGCUAACAUUUUUUAUUAAAUUAACUGGCAAUGAACUACAAAACAUGAAACCAGAGAAUCUCUUUGAUUAA
This is a messenger RNA of Rhagoletis pomonella (apple maggot), 1183 nucleotides long. Its product is annotated as jerky protein homolog-like. Bases 83 to 1183 code for a protein of 366 amino acids. Lineage: Eukaryota; Metazoa; Arthropoda; Insecta; Diptera; Tephritidae. Gene Ontology annotation, cellular component: nucleus. The transcript is spliced from 3 exons. The record is from RefSeq and is a predicted model, not a curated record. Gene Ontology annotation, molecular function: DNA binding.